AUGGCAUCCGAUACUCGUACUCGUACAAGUACUAGCAAACACAUUCUCCCAGGCGAGUGGGAGCGCCACAGGGAUAGGAUUGUCGGUCUGCGCCGGUCGGGGACCAUCCUCGAGGGCGACGACGGGAUCAUGGCGAUCAUGAAACGGGAGCAUGGAUUUGUGGCCAGUGUUUACAUCUGCCACGUAUAUACAACGUACCUGACAAUCGGGCAUCUGCUCAGUUCUUCGCAGUACGAGCUGCAACUCAACAAGUGGGCCGAGCGAAAGAACCUCCAUGCGGAGGAAUGGCGCCAGAUCAUUCAGACAGUCGACCAGUACAACGAAGAUGGAAUCCAUUGCGAUGUGUACCGAAACGGCCAACUUAUUCCACGAUGGACACUGAAGAGGAAACGCAAGGAGUACUGCCAGGGACAUGACGAACCCGUCUCCGUCAAGGGGGUCCAGGGUCGAGGUACGUAG
Messenger RNA from Cladophialophora psammophila CBS 110553, 459 nucleotides. RefSeq lists its product as uncharacterized. Lineage: Eukaryota; Fungi; Ascomycota; Eurotiomycetes; Chaetothyriales; Herpotrichiellaceae. The transcript has 2 exons. The record is from RefSeq and is a predicted model, not a curated record. Bases 1 to 459 code for a protein of 152 amino acids.